UAUUUUCAUGUUUAGGCCAGAGAAUUAUUGUGCAAAUCAUUUGAUAUAAUUAAAAGAGCAUGAUCCCAGAUUUGGAUUAUAUAUAAUGAUCUACUCUUAAUAUAAUACUAAUAACUAAUCCAAAACAUAAUUAAGAGUUGAACUUAUUUAUGAUGUUGGAUAAGUUUGAGUGUUUAAAAAGGGAAUGGCAACAAACUUGAACAAUACGUGUUACAAUUUUCUUGUCUUUCUAUGAAAUAUUUUUCUAGUUACCUAAUAUAUUACUACUGUCUUUAUUGUAAAGUCAAGCAAACUAGGAAAAAACCGUUGUAUAUAUGUGCAAUUUGUAUUUGUAAUGCAAAUAUGUAGGGUUUCGUAAUCAACAUCACUAUUAUCUUCUCUAGUUAAAUGCUAUGAAGGAUUCUAACUCCAAACCAUGAAUGUUGUUGAUAUUUGAUUGGCAUGAAUACGAUUGCUAUGUAUUGUACGUACACAAAGUUGUAUCGCAAUUUAGGAGGUAUCUAGGGCAGUGAAUGCUAGACGAGUAAGUAAUUUAUAACUUACAGAACUUUAAGCUUCAAGACAUCACUUAUCAUAUACGUAUAUUGAUAUUUAAAGUGUCAACAAUUUGUAGGCUAUUAAGCUAAACCUUAAUUAUCAAUAAUAUUACCACUUAAUAUAAUAUUCCAAACUAGGAUUAGGAACUAAAGAAAUUAUUAAAUCAACUUGCAAGAGCUAAUGAGCUAAGUGACUACCUAUUUCCAUAAGUUGCUGGUUCCCAAAUAUUUUGGGACAUUGUUACUUAGGUAUACUUACUAUCCUUCCACCCUCAAAUUAAACGUUACUUCUCUUAGCUUUUGGCUUCUUAUUCGUUUCAUAUUAGAACGUGGCAUGCAUAACUUAAACAUGCAUGAAAAUGGACAAACAACUAUUUAUAUCAUGAACCAAUUUACAUCCAUAUAUAAAUACGAAAGGAGAGAAAUAUCAAAGAAUUCUUAUUACUUCAUAAACAUUAUUGGUGUGUAAUGGAGGGUGAAGUUUAUCAAAAACCAAUUAAAGGAGCUCAUGUUUUAGUACUCUCAUACCCAUUACUAGGCCACAUUAACCCUAUGCUUCAAUUCUCAAAACGCUUAGCUUCUAAAGGCCUCAAAGUUACCGUAAUCACCACCACAAGUAUCUCCAAUCAAUUAUGCCCCCAAACCAUGGGUGAAUCCUCGAGCAACCUCGAGUUUGUACGUGUAUAUGAUGGUUACGAGGAAGAACCCAAUAAAGUAGACGUUGAGGCAUACCUUAAUCGUCUAAGGGUGUCCAUUUCCCGUAGCUUGUUUAAACUCCUUGACUAUUACAAGCAAAAUAGCAUAUAUUUUUACCCUACACCAAAAAUGGUUAUUUAUGAUGCUUUCAUGCCUUGGGUGUUACAAGUGGUAAAAAAAAGUGGACUUGAAGGGGCUUCUUUUUUUACACAAUCUUGUGUGGUUAAUUCUAUGUACUACCAUGCUUAUAAAGGUGAUUUAAUCACUUCUCUAAGCGGGUCGAAUCUUGUGUCUUUGCCUUCAAUUGGGUCGUUGUUACGGGUUGAUGAUUUGCCUAGCUUUGUUUCAACUCCUAGCUUAUAUGCAAAUGCAUUGGUCAAGGUUUUGUUGGAUCAAUUCUCAAAUUUGGUAGAGGUGAAUUGUUUGUUUGUUAAUACCAUGGAUGUGUUGGAGAUUAAGGUAUGAUUUUUAUUAAUGUAAUAACAUAUAUGUGCAUGAGGAGUGAAAUACAAAGUUUUUUUUAGAGUAUGGUUUAGCCAAACUAACUAAUUAAUGCUAUAUUUAAAUUCCUUAGUGGAAAUAGGAUUUUCUGUCUAAUUGGAGAGAUCAAAAAGAAUUGUAUGAAUUUAGCUUGUCCCAUUAUACUUAUUAUACUCGCUUUGUUUCUGAUGUUUGUCUGGAAUGAUGUGUGCUAAGUUAAUGUUUGAAAUUUUUUUAUUAUAAAUAUUCAGUGAUAUACUUCUCCGGAUCUAUUCCUAAAUAAAGUUUCAUUUGUUUUAAUAAAUGCGGGCGUAAUUAAUUAGGAGAAUAAUGAAGGAAGAAAAUAGUGGAGAAUAGAAAUAAAGUCUCGAUUUCUAUAGUGUUUAAGAGAAAUAAGUGCAUUUUAUUAGUCAAAUAUGGAGUAUAGUUAUUAGCAAAGAAAUUGAGGCUACGUUCACUUCAUGAUCAAAUAUUCUAAUUUGACUAAUAAUUUGACAUUUUAUUGUACACUAAUCUUUAAGAUAAAGAAUCAUAUAAAGUAAAGAAUAAAAAAAUAAAGAAAAAAAUAAAAAAAAAAAAAUUAGAUUCUUACUACUUUUAAUUUAAUACUCCGUAUAAAGUUUUAUACAUUUAACAUUUGUAAUAAAUAAACAAAAAUAAAAUAUGAACAAAUAUAAUCAUUUUCAAAAUUAGCAAAUAUGUGAUUAAAUAAGUUAAAUUGGACAUAUGGCUCCGAGUUCAUACGGCUCAUUUUCUUGGUAGACCCUACAAGGCCCUUAACUUGAAGUGGCAUGUGGAGUGGAAAGGCCGAAAGAGUAACUGGAAAGUAGUGGACUAGUGUUACUAUUGAGGACAAUGAGGAGUACCAUUUGUUGUUCACCUUUUUUAAAGGGAAUAUAAUAGUAUAAUCAAGGUUAUGCAAUUUUAAAUGACUAUAAAUUUGAGAGUUGAAUCAACUUAAAGAUCUAUAACUCUAAUUUUAUGAGAUAUUAGCCUUGUUAGGAGAUGUAGAAUCUCUAGAUUAUCGGGCUUAAUAGAUCACGUAGUUUGAACAUUGAAAUAAUAACUUAAGGCCAGUUUUGUUCAAUUUAUUAGACAGAACGAUAAAAUUAAUCUUUUUAUGUUUAUUGAA
Molecule: messenger RNA, 2844 nt
Organism: Chenopodium quinoa (quinoa)
Lineage: Eukaryota; Viridiplantae; Streptophyta; Magnoliopsida; Caryophyllales; Amaranthaceae
Product: UDP-glycosyltransferase 74E2-like
Exons: 1
Coding region: 1005-1697 (230 amino acids)
Source: RefSeq, a predicted model, not a curated record